UCCCUCAUUUCCUCUUCUUUCUUUCUGUCGACUGUCGCCGUUUCCUUUCAUCUUCCUCUCUAUUUUCUCUCCACUCAAGCACGCGAGCAUUGAUUUAGCUCAAAAAUCUCGUCGAUUCCCCACGAAAUCCUCUCCAUCCACUGGUUUAUCGCUAGUAGGCAAUCAUUAAUCCUCCAAUUUGGCCAAUCGGAGGCUGUUUUGCCGCCGAUUUGGCCGGGAAACAACAUGCAAAACCCUAAAAUGGCUGUUGCAAUCUUCGAUUCACAAUUAUUGGGAGAAAUCGGCGUGAUAUCAUCACAGAUGACAGAUAAGUUCCUUCUCCCUUUUCCUUUCAUUUUCCUAUCUAUUUCAUCUUCUUUUGCUUUCAUAUAUUUAGUAACCCUGUCGAUCGAUUUCAGGAUCACCCGCAACCUCAGUUAUAAGUUCUUCCGUUCAUCAUUACCUUCACUCAACUCAGAGCACAAUCGAGGUUCGCAUCAGGCAUCAACUCCCCAUCUGCAGUCUGGUAAAAAAAUCCUACCUCUCCAUAUUACAGAGUCAAAGGCUGAUGUUGAUGCAAUGGAAGGAUUGUUUUCAGCUCUAGCACUUGCAGAUACAAGUACAAGUGCUGAAGAUCAAACAUAGAGUAAGUUAGUUGGUUCUUCAAUUCGUUUCCUUGUUAAUUUUAGUUCAAUUCUCUUAACACCUUUGUUUCCUUACUUGCUAACAAGAGGAACUUGGCAAUAUGAACCGCCCACUAUCCCUAGAUGAUUGAUAGUUUGAGAAAAACCAGUGCAAAGGUAAAAUGCUAGUGAUCAGUAGCACAAUACUUACGGUUGAUGAGUUUUACUCAUAGUUUCAAUUCUCUAACUGAUAAGCCGUUAAUUGCACAUGUUUUUACCCCUAUUCUGGAGCCGUUUGAGGUGUUGAUUCUCGUGUUUUAAGCCGAUUUCACGCUAGGUUGUGUUUGUUUGUGAUAUUUCAGGUCCUAGCAAGUGAAUGAAGGUUUAGGAGCGAGUUCAGGCUUGAUUGGACGAAGAUCGGGCGCGAGGCAAGUCAAAAAGGAAGCCACACGGGCACACCCACAACUCACACGGCCGUGCAAGUGACCUAUUUGGCCGUGUGGAAGUGUGCGAGCCUUCACACGGCUUGCCCUGAAAUCCACACGGCCGUGUGAAGGAGUGGUUUGGCCGUGUGGAAUUCUGCGAGGCUUCACACGGCCAGGCAGAGUGAUCCACACGGCCGUGUGACCCUGGCCGUGUAGGUUGACUGAAGUCCAAUUAAUCGAUACGCGGCGUUUUGACCUCACACGGGCAACUGGGUACGUCACACGGCCGUGUGGCCCUGCCCGUGUGAGUCGGGAAUUCCUGGUUUUAACCCAAUUUCGGGCUGGAAGUGAGAGGAUCGGACUUUUGGAGCAAAAACAGAGCCCUAGAGAGAGAAAGUACGAAGAACACAUCCUAGAAGCUAUCUUGGAGGUGAGUUUCAUCAAAUCAAGCUUGGAGAUCGUC
Linum trigynum is the source of this 1490-nucleotide messenger RNA. NCBI's taxonomy places the organism in Eukaryota, Viridiplantae, Streptophyta, Magnoliopsida, Malpighiales, Linaceae. The record is from the annotation of a GenBank genome assembly.